UACAGUAGUUCCAGUCAUGAACGCCCAUUAUAUCAGCAUCUGACCAGCAGCCGGUGAGUUCCUACACACACCCACUUCUCAUGAGAGCAGCUUCAUUUGCCUUGGCCAGCUAGAGCCUUUUUUAUUCCAUCAUAAAAGCUUGCCACCUGGACUUCUAACAAUGUUUGACACCUCGCAAUAUCCUUAUAACUGUUUUAACUAUGAUGGCGAUGGAUACCCUUCAUGUGGCUCAGAUGAAGAGAAGAAAGUGUGCCGACCGGCUUACAGUUACAUUGCACUAAUAGCAAUGGCUAUACAACAGAGUCCAGAGAACAAAGUUACCCUAUCAGGAAUCUACGAGUUCAUCAUGAAGAGAUUUCCUUAUUACAGAUCCAACCAGAGGGCUUGGCAAAACUCAAUUCGUCAUAACCUCUCUCUAAACAGCUGCUUCAUAAAGGUGCCCCGCACAGAAGGUAACGAGAAAGGAAAAGGUAAUUACUGGACAUUUGCCACGGGCUGCGAGUCCAUGCUGGAUCUCUUUGAAAAUGGCAACUUUCGCCGUCGCCGCCGCAGACGGAACUCGAAAAUGGGCCUCAAGGAGCCAGUCGAACCCUUUGUUGCCAUGGACACUCAUCAGGGUGCUGCAGUAAGAUCCAUGAAUUCAGAUUCUUUCUGCUCCGUGAACAAUAGUCACAGACCGGCCCAAAUCAACCCACCCCUCAGCAAACCUGAACCCGAGAUCAAAUUCAGCAUUGACUAUAUACUCUCCACACCGGACCCUCUACCUGGGUUCAGAGCCGCUAAUGGUGUAGCUAGAGCUGUGAUCCAUCAUCUGGAGCCACAACAUCUCAAUCUGCACUUCUGGACCAUGUAACCAUGACUAUUCAAUCUGAGAGAACAUAUUGGAUGCAAAUCAGUAAAUAUCCAGAUGUUAAAACAGUUUCAAAAAAGAGAGAAAAAAACUUAAGUAAUAAUUCACCCAAAAACCCAAGUGAUUUUUUUCCUUCUGUGGGACAAAAAAGGUGAAUUUUUGGAAGAAUAUCCUGGUCACUCUUAUCAAUGUGGAAAAAAGAAUGAAGACUGGGGCCUUUAAGCUACAAAAUGAAAAAAAAAAGAAAAAGGAUCAUAAAGUAUCAUAAAAGUGGUCAAUUAUUCAAAGCCUUCUGGAGCCAAGAUAGCGAUUAAAUGGCCAGGGUAUUCUUCAAAAAUUCACCUUUGAUGUAUUCCACAGAAGUCAGUCAACUGGGGUUGGAACGACAAGAGGGUGAGUUACUAACUACAGCAUUUUCAUUUGUGGGUGAACUAUUACUUUAAAGCUUCAAUAGCGUGCAUAGUCUUGUAAGUUUUCCUAUAUUGCAAAUUGGCUUGUAAUUAUGCACAUGCAGGAUGUUGUGUGCUUGUGCUCUUGUCGGCAGCUCUGCUCAAUUAAUGAUUCAUGUCAGCAAAAUUGCUAAAUAAGAAUACACGCAUAGAUAAAACAGUAAGUUAUAAGUAUAUAAUUAUUCAGUGAUUACUAAAAGGAGUUUAAGGUAUAUAUUAGCUGUAAAUUAUUAUACACUAUCUCAUCAAAAGAUUUUAAAACAGUGUGCACAGUCAAUCCUCACUUGGAAAGGGUCGCUUCGUAUAUUGGCAUGAAUUUUAGUCACUUUACAAUAUUUGGUAGUGAGCUGAGGAAAGCAUAUAGACAAAGGAGCUAAAUGGGGUGCACCAGUUUAUUUUGAUUAAAUUAAUCAUUCAGACUUUCAAUGGACCCUUUUCACAAACAGUGGUGACGCAUUUUUGUCCUAAUUAAGCAGCAUGAAUCUAGCAAACGUUUUUCUAUAUUUUUGAUUUUUAAAAUUAUUGAAUGGAAAUUUAUAACAUUAUUUGUGUUAUAUUACCCUGGAAUUAAUAUAAUAAUAAUAAUUAAAAAAAUAUAUUUUUUUUUAAAUUGUCAACACAGCUGCACUGAGGUUUCAAAUACAGCUGUUGAGGGAAUGAGAGUAAAUUUGGUAUCUUUCUCUCUUUAGACUCCCGUAAUCCACCACUCUCUAUUUUUCAUCUUCUAAGAAAGUGGUGGAUUUUUUCUUUUGCUGUUGAAACGAAUGGGAAUGCAAAAAUAUUUAUUCUGAUCUCCCAUGUACAGUUUACCUUGAUACAAUUCCACAUUCUAAACCUGGAAAACUAAAUCUUAUGCACACCUGAAGUGUUUUAGUGCUGCCCCAUUUUGUAGACAUGGAUAUGUAGUUAGUGUAGUGUUCCCAAACAAAUGUGCAAACAUAGCUAUGGGGUUAAUGUAAUCAGCAUUCCCUGCUUACUGCAGGAGUGCUGAAUGACUCUGUUGUUUACAUAUGUUGUUUAUAAUGUGUAUCAUUGGCCCUUGACAGUCUGUGAUCCGUAUCAAUCACUGAUAGACUGAGCAAAUGCUCCUCUGGGCAACACUUACUCUAGCUCUGGAGCCCUCCCAGGGAUGUUUAAUCAUCUUUUUGUUUUUGUUUUUAGGACUCUCUUUUUAUUUUCUCUUUAAAUGGUGGACAGUGCAAAGGUGAUUUCAGAAUUUGUCCAAUCUGUCUGCAUUUUGCAAUACAGUAGUUCAACUGAAAUCUAGUGUCAUCAGCCACAACAUUAAAACCACCUGUCUAAUAUUGUGUAGGUCCCCCUCGUGCCACCAAAGCAGCGCCAACCUGCAAUUCAGAAUAGCAUUCCGAGAUGAUAUUCUUCUCACCACAAUUGUACAGAGUGGUUAUCUGAGUUACCUUAGACUUUGUCAGUUCUAACCAGUCUAGCCAUUCUCCGUUGACCUCUCUCAUCAACAAGGCAUUUCCAUCCACAGAACUGCUGCACACUGGAUGUUUUUUUUGUUUUGGCACCAUUCAGAGUAAAUUCUACUGUUGUGCGUGAAAAUCCCAGGAGAUCAGCAGUUACAGAAAUACUACCAGCCCAUCUGGUACCAACAAUUAUCCAUGCGAUUAUCAAAUCAGCCAAUCAUGUUGCAGCAGUGCAGUGCAUACAAUCAUGCAUAUACGGUUCAGGAGCUUCAGUUAAUGUUCACAUCAACCAUCAGAAUGGGGAAAAAUGUGAUCUCACUAAUUUGGACUGUGGCACGAUUGUUGGCACUGUUUUGGCGGCAUGAGGGGUACUGACACAAUAUUAGGCAGAUGGUUUUAAUGUUGUGGCUGAUCGGUGUAUAUCCAUCAAUCUAGUGUCACUAUAGCUCUUGUAUUCUGCAACAUGGAUACCAAUCUUUUUUGCCAAUAGUUUUCAACCAGCCAUCCCUUUGGUGACCGAAAAGUUGUUAAAAAUACAUAUACAUAUAAAAUAUUUUAAAUAUAGCCAUGACAUUUGUUAAAUUAGGAGAAAGCAAUGCUAUGAUCUUUGCCAUUUUUGUUUGACUGCUAGUAUAAGGCAAUA
Myxocyprinus asiaticus (Chinese sucker) is the source of this 3369-nucleotide messenger RNA. RefSeq names its product forkhead box protein L3-like. The record is from RefSeq and is a predicted model, not a curated record. NCBI's taxonomy places the organism in Eukaryota, Metazoa, Chordata, Actinopteri, Cypriniformes, Catostomidae. The coding region runs from base 161 to 853 and encodes 230 amino acids. Gene Ontology annotation, molecular function: DNA-binding transcription factor activity, RNA polymerase II-specific; RNA polymerase II cis-regulatory region sequence-specific DNA binding. The transcript is spliced from 3 exons. Gene Ontology annotation, biological process: cell differentiation; regulation of transcription by RNA polymerase II; anatomical structure morphogenesis.